This is a messenger RNA of Ochotona princeps (American pika), 1276 nucleotides long. RefSeq names its product interleukin 11 (gene IL11). Gene Ontology annotation, cellular component: cytoplasm. NCBI's taxonomy places the organism in Eukaryota, Metazoa, Chordata, Mammalia, Lagomorpha, Ochotonidae. The record is from RefSeq and is a predicted model, not a curated record. Gene Ontology annotation, molecular function: growth factor activity; cytokine activity. The transcript has 5 exons. The coding region runs from base 261 to 875 and encodes 204 amino acids. Gene Ontology annotation, biological process: positive regulation of cell population proliferation; positive regulation of MAPK cascade.
CCCUGCCCAUCUGCCUGCCUGCCGCCCUAGUCCAAGCCAGACCCCCAGCCACCCACGACGAGGCCCCCCACUCCGGCAGCCGUGUGUGUGCGUCUCUGUGUGUAUGUGUGUCUGCCCCACCGACCGUGGAGGUGGAGGGAGGGGACGCCAAUGACCUCACCAGCCUCUCUCUCCGACCACCCCCCCUUCCCUUUUCAACUUUUCCAACUUUUCCUCGGAGCGGCGGCGGCCUGAGCCCUGCUAGAGCCGGCUCCGUCUGAAUGGAAAAGGCAGGCAGGGAGGGUGUUGGCCGCCUGGUCCUCGUCGUGCUGAGCCUGUGGCCGGGUAGAGUUUUUGCCCCUGGUCCGCCUCCUGGUCCCCCGCGAGCCGCCCCAGACCCUCGCGCUGAGCUGGACAGCACCGUCCUCCUGACCCGUUCUCUGCUGGCCGACACUCGGCAGCUGGCUGCGCAGCUGAGGGACAAGUUCCCAGCUGAAGGGGACCACAACCUCGAUUCCUUGCCCACUUUGGCCAUGAGCGCAGGGGCGCUGGGAGCCUUGCAGCUGCCAGGGGUGCUGACCAGACUCCGAGCCGAUCUGCUCUCCUACCUGCGACACGUGCAGUGGUUACGCAAAGCUGGUGGCCCUUCCCUGAAGACCCUGGAGCCCGAGCUGGGUGCCCUGCAGGCCCGGCUGGACCGGCUGCUACGUCGGCUGCAACUAUUGACAUCCCGCCUGGCCCUGCCCCAGGCCCCGCCUGACCCUCCGGCGCCACCCCUGGCCCCACCUGCCUCAGCCUGGGGCGGCAUCAGGGCGGCCCACGCCAUCCUGGGGGGCCUGCACCUGACCCUGGACUGGGCCGUGCGGGGGCUGCUGCUGCUGAAAACGCGCCUGUGACCAGACUCCCGGCCACCGCCGUCCUUCCAAAGCCAGAUCUUAUUUAUUUAUUUAUUUUGGUACUGGGGGUAGGAGGGGGAGAGGCCAGGAGGCUCCCUCUCCCUCGUGUCUGCCCCCCCCUUCUCCACUGCCUUUGGGAGUCCCUGCAGGAGACCUGGGCAGGGGGCCCUCUGUGCCUUAUUUAUAUUUAUUUAUUGAAGGGAUGGUGGGGAUGGGAGGCAGAUGGACUCCGGGGUGGGGUGGGGGAGGGGCAGUCCAGGAAUCCUAGGAUCUUGGACCCUGCAAAGGUCUUAUGGUCAAUGUGUCUUCCUGGCUUCUACUCCCGCAUCCACCCCGCACCGGGCCCGGGAGGAAAGAAUGGGGGAGGGGCCAUAUAUUAUUUAUUACACAAUCACUUUUUC